Crotalus tigris (Tiger rattlesnake) is the source of this 5266-nucleotide messenger RNA. Its product is annotated as zinc finger protein 260-like. Bases 2265 to 4667 code for a protein of 800 amino acids. The transcript is spliced from 7 exons. Lineage: Eukaryota; Metazoa; Chordata; Lepidosauria; Squamata; Viperidae. The record is from RefSeq and is a predicted model, not a curated record.
AAAAACCACAAAAAUGUCUGGAGUGUAGGGAAUGUUUUGGUCCACCUUCAGCACGUCGCAGGCACACCAAAGUCACACAGGGGCGUCGCCUUACAAGUGUGCAGAGUGUGAGAAAACUUUUCAUAGUAAAUCUCAGGUUAAAAGGCAUCAGAAAGUCCAUAGUAGAGAUAAAUGUUUUCAGUUGUGAACAAUGUUGGAAUAUUUUUUUUUUUUUUUGAAAAGUGACACCUUGCAAUUUGCUGUGAAUUUUACACAGUCUCAGAAGGGAAACCCUACAAUUGUUUGGCGUGGAGAAAAUGUUUUUCCUAGUCAAGGAACCUCAAAUCCCAUCACAUCGCACACAGUGAAGCGAAAGGGUGUAAAUGUUGGGGGUGUGUGAGGAUGUUUUCUUGACAAAGCAGCAUUAGCAACGGACCAGAAUGAUUACACAAAAGAGUCACAAGUGUGUGUGGAGUUUGCAAGCUACAGGUAGUCCUUGACUUAUGACCACAAUUGGGAAUGCACUUCCGGUCAUAAAUUGCGACAGUCAUAAGUCGAGGCGCCCAGAUGUUUUUGUUAAUUUUUUCUACACCUUUUUUUGGUCGAGGAGGAGAACUGAAGAUUUAGAGAAAACGGGGCGACAGGAAGAAGAAGGAAUUCCAGAUAGGAGGUGAAAUUCUGGCUGAGUUGUGAGAAGAGAGGAAGGACCUGUUGCCUGAAGUGAAGAAACCUGGAAAUUAUGUUUGCUUAAAUGUGACAAGCUUGUGUGGAGGACCCCCCCCCAAACAUCUGUGGGUGAUCUAUGCAGGGGGGCAGGUAAAGGAGUUUGGGGCUCCUGGCAGAUUCUGCCUUAGUUUCCCCCCCUCAUCCACAGAGACCGCUGAGAGUUCCUUGGGAAGAAGAUCCAGUCCUGGGCUGCACGGAAGGUCAACGGAUACUAGGAAAAGGGGCCGUUCUUCCAGUUUCCUGCUGCUAAUUCUUCCACCGCCCUCCAAUGUGCAUUUGUGAGCAUUCAGCUUCUUCUGCCAAAAAAAGGGGUUUCAUUAUUCCUGGUCCCUCCUGUGGGGGUCUCUGCCGUCUUCCCUUCCCAGCUCAAGUGAGAAGGGCUGAGUUUGGAUCGUUCCCCCCCCCCUUUCAGCCAAGAGCCCAGGCACAGCUGGAGAGAGAGACGCACAUACAUAGCUGUGGAAGUUCAGGACACGCAGCCAUCAGCCUGCAACAAUCUGAAGUUAUGACGGACACCCCCCCCCAAAGGUACUUUAUGACCAGGAUCCAUAAUGGGCAGACUCCAUUAUGAUUGUAAGUCGAGGACCACCUGAACAUAUUUAUUUUUAUUUCUUUAUUAUCAAAUUUAGAAACCACCCAUCUGACUCACCGAUUGACUUUGUUUCGCUAUUUGGGAAAGUAUCCGUCCAUUUGAACCAAUGGGCCCCCUUCCUGCUCCGGCGAGAUGGCAAAUCGUCUCGGUCAGGAUCUGGGUUGGCGAUCCUGUUUUUAUCAGCAGCCGCUGAUAAAAGCACAAACUGGAGCAGGAGGGGCAGCCUCAUUACCAGCGUGCAGAGCGGGCCACUCUUCCCAUGGGCAGAGGACACCUGGACCGCGACGCCCAUCGGAGGAACCGAGGAGGUUUCGCUGCACCUGCUUCAAGCUGGGAAGGCAGAUUGGGGGAAAGGGAGGGAAUGGGAGGAGCUGAGGUGGCGAAGGGGCGGGGCUGCAAGGCGGAGCCCGAGAGGAGAGCAGAAGCCCCGCCCCCGCCUCUCCCCUCCCACUCGCUGGAUCUCCGCUUCCUUCCCGCGUGUCCCGUCGCCCCGCCAGGAUCGGCGCUGGAUCCCUCGGGAGAGGGUUCUGGAUCCCGCUCCGGGCAGAUCGGGCUGCUCCCCCUCCGGCCUUUGGGGCGCCCCUCCCGCCAGGAGAGCUUUUCCCCGGAAGCAGAAAGGAGACCAAUGAGGAUGUGGCCGUGAGCUCCGCAGAGGAGAACGAGCGUUCUUGGAUCGGGACCCACCAACUUUUGGCCGGGACUCCAUUUUAGAGAAUUUGGAAAUCGUGGUCCAGUUGGAGAAGCAGCUUCCUACACAAAGGGCCAAUGGAUUAAGGAGAAAUCAAACUGGUCAUCAAUAAGAGCCAUACCUGACCUUGACCCACAGGGUGGAACAAGUGACCCAGAGACCUCUUAGUUGUAACUUUAAAGGAAAACAACUCUGACCAAAGAUUCACCUGCAAGUCACCUUUCAUCACCUUUCAAGAGAUAGUAGAAAAUCAGCGCAAGGCAGCAGCCGCCAGAACUCAUGGAGGGCGGGAAACUCUCGGAUCCCUCGUCAGACACAAGCAGCACUCUGAAAAACCACAAAAACCCCCAUGAAUGCUCAGAAUGUGGGAAAUCCUUUGCUCGCCGGUCCGUCCUUUUGAGCCACAGGAAGGUCCAUGUGGGAAGCGGAUCCAGUCAAGGUUUGGAGGGCAAAAAAUUCUUCUCUGGAAAAGACAUGAAAGAUUGCAGAAGCUCCCCCAGACUAAAGCCCUAUAAAUGUGAGAAAUGUGACUUACGCUUUGGUCAAAAGUCAAGUCUUCUUACACAUCAGAAAACCCACACUGGAGAGAAACCCUAUCAAUGUCUGGAAUGUGGGAAAUUUUUCAGUAAAAAAGGCACCCUCAGAAAGCAUGAGAGAAUUCACACAGGGGAGAAACCUUACACGUGUUGGGAAUGUGGGAAGAGCUUUUCUCGGACGGGCGGUCUUCGUGUCCAUGAGAAGGUUCAUGCAGGAAUAAAAUCUUACAAAUGCUUUGAGUGUGGAAAAUGUUUCACCCUGAGUUCAACCCUUCGGACUCAUGAGAAAACACACAGAGGGGAGAAAAAUGAAAAGUGUCUUGAAUGCGGGAAAUGUUUUUCCGAGAAAUCAACCCUGGUGCAGCAUCAGAGACGUCACACUGGAGAGAGACCCUAUGAAUGUCCAGAAUGUGAGAAACGAUUUAUGUGUUCUUCUGAACUUCAGAGACAUCAGAAGAGGCACAAAGGGGAGAAACCCUAUCAAUGUGGGGAAUGUGGGAAACGUUUUGUUACACAAAGAGAGCUUCAGUUUCACGAGAGAAUCCACACAGGGGAAAAACCAUACAAAUGUGGGGAGUGUGGGAAAUCCUUUUCCCUAAAACAAAGCCUUGGAAGGCAUCAGAGGCUCCACACAGGAGAGAAGCCAUUCAGAUGCCUAGAAUGUGGAAAAUGUUUUGCUCAACAUGGCAACCUUUGGAGACAUCGUAAAACCCACACAGGGGAGAAGCCGUACAAGUGCCUAGAAUGUGGAAAAUGUUUUGCUCAAAAGGGAGCCCUUUGGACACAUCAUAAAACCCACACAGGGGAGAAGCCGUACAGAUGCCUAGAAUGUGGAAAAUGUUUUGCUCAACAGGGAAACCUUUGGAAACAUCAUAAAACCCACACAGGGGAGAAGCCAUAUCAAUGCUUCGAAUGUGGACAAUUUUAUUCUACCACAUCACAUCUCAGAAGCCAUGUAAAAACUCACACAGGGGAAAGAAAUUACAAAUGUUUAGACUGUGGGAGAGCAUUUGCUCAUUCAUAUUCCCUUAGAAUCCACAGCCGAAUCCAUACAGGAGAGAAGUCCCAUAAAUGCUCGGAGUGCGAUAAAUGUUUUUCUCAAAAAAAUACUCUUGUGAGACAUCAGCGAACCCACACUGGAGAGAAACCAUAUAAAUGUCCAAAGUGUGGGAAAUGUUUUACGAUUGGCAGCAGUCUCAGAAACCAUGAGAGAAUUCACACAGGGGAGAAACCUUACAAGUGUUGGGAAUGUGGGAGGAGCUUUUCUCAGAACUCAAGUCUUUGGGUCCAUGAGAAGGUUCAUGCAGGAAUCAAAUCUUACAAAUGCUUUGAGUGUGGGAAAUGUUUCACCCAGAGUUCAACUCUUCGGACUCAUGAGAAAACACACAGAGGGGAGAAAAAGGAAAAGUGCCUCGAAUGUGGGAAAUGUUUUUUCAGAAAAGGAAAUCUGGUGCUACAUCAGAGAAUUCACACUGGAGAAAAACCCUAUGAAUGCCCAGAAUGUGAGAGACGAUUUACGAAUUCUUCUCAACUUCGGACACACCAGAGGAGGCACAAAGGGGAGAAACCCUAUCAAUGUGGGGAGUGUGGGAGAAAUUUUUUUACGCGAGAUGGGUGUCAGAAUCAUGAGAGAAUCCACACAGGGGAAAAACCAUACAAAUGUGGGGAGUGUGGGAAAUCCUUUACCCGAAAACAAAACGUUUUACUGCAUCAGAGGGUUCACACAGGAGAGAAGCCGUACAGAUGCAUAGAAUGUGGAAACUGUUUUGCUCAAAAGGGAAAUCUUUGGAAACAUCAUAAAACCCACACAGGGGAGAAGCCAUAUCAAUGCAUUGAAUGUGGAAAAUUUUAUUCUACCACAUCAGCCCUUAGAACUCAUGUGAAAAUUCACACAGGGGAAAAAAACUACAAAUGUUUCGACUGUGGGAGAACAUUUGCUCAGUCAUGUCAGCUUAGCUGUCACAGCCGAAUCCAUACAGGAGAGAAACCCCAUAAAUGCUCAGAGUGCGAUAAAUGUUUUUCUCAAAAAAGUACUCUUUUGAAGCAUCAGCAAACCCACAGUGGAGAAAAACCACACAAAUGUCUGGAGUGUGGGAAAUACUUUGUCCAUGUUUCAUCACUUCGCCAGCACGCCCGAAAUCACUAAAAAGAGUGGCCUUACAAGUGUGUAGAGCGUGUGAAAAUGUUUCAUUGUAAAUCAAAGCUAAAAUGCAUUAGAAAGUCCAAAGUAGAGGUAUGUGAACAAUGUGGAAUACAUUUUUUUUUCAAAUUUCACACCUUACUGCUCACCUGGAACUUCACAGAGUGACAGAAGGGAAAUCGUACAAAUGUUACUUUGUCUGAUCAAUUAACUUUCAAUACCAUCUUAGAAUUAGAAUACACAAUCGAGCAAAAGUGUAUAAAUCUUGGGAGUGUGAGAGUAUUUUGCUUGCUCAGCUGCAUUAGUAACUUGCCAGAGUGAUUUCACAACUGGCCAUAAAUUGUAACAGUCAUAACUCAAGGCAUCCAGGUAUUUCUGUGUUUUUUUUAAUUAAACUGCUGUUGAUCAAUAAGGAGAACAGAAGAUUUAGAGAGGCGAAAAUGGGGCAAGGGAUGGAAUGAAGAUGCAUCUGGUUUUUUAUUUAGUGAUAAAGUGUUGAUGUUGAAUAUGCUGGCUGAGGAUGGAGAGGGAAAGGUUUUUUUUACUAUCUUUUUUGGAGGGUUUUCUUUUUUUCUUCAUUUUUCAUAUAUUCACACACACACACA